Molecule: messenger RNA, 1236 nt
Organism: Dujonia railenensis
Lineage: Eukaryota; Fungi; Ascomycota; Pichiomycetes; Serinales; Debaryomycetaceae
Source: the annotation of a GenBank genome assembly
AUGUUCAUCCACUUCAAGAACGCUCUUCUUUGCGACAACGCUCAAUUAGUCCAUGGAGACUUGUGGGUUGACCUUGAGACAGGAAAAAUCGUGAGACCAAACCCAGGUGCUCCGCAUAAGACAAUUGACUUGAACCUAUCUAUCUUAGCACCGGGCUUCAUAGAUGUUCAAAUUAACGGAAUCUACGGGUUGAAUUUCUCCAACUUGAACCUGUCUGACCCCAAGGCAAUCAAAGAAUACCAGACACAUUAUAAAGAUGCUAUGACUAAAUACUUGUCAACAGGAGUUACUUCAUUAUGCCCAACGGUAACAUCCAACUUCCCCGAGGUCUAUGAGAAUGUAUUGCCAAUUGUAGGACCAUCUAGAUCCUCCUUGCAAGCAGACUCUUUGGGCGCACAUUUAGAGGGACCAUUCAUAAAUAUCAAGAAAAAGGGAUGCCAUCCAGUGGAAACCUUUGUCGAUGCCCAUGAGGGCUCUAAAAAGGUGUACCUGGUAUACGGAGGAGAGGCCAAUCUUUACGAUAAUGUCUGUAUUGUCACAGCAGCUCCUGAGAUUCCAGGCGUAUUGGAUGCCAUUCCAGAUUUGAAAAAGCAUAAUAUUACUUACUCGAUAGGUCACACUGCUGCUGACUAUGCUACUGGCUUGAAAGCUAUCGACAACGGUGCUACUAUGAUCACACAUUUAUACAAUGCCAUGCCCCAGCCUCACCACAGAGACGUUGGAGUGGUUGGAUUAAUAACGUCGCCAAUUCCUUCCACAUACGGUAAAGAUACUCCCUACUUCGGUUUAAUUGCAGAUGGAGUCCACGUCGAUCCCUCCAUGUGUGCCAUUGCAUAUCGUUCAGCUCCAGAUAAGUGCAUGCUUGUGACCGAUGCCAUGCACUUGAUAGGACUCCCUGACGGCACCUAUCAAUGGGAUUCUCAGGUGAUCGUAAAAGAUGGAGCAUCGUUGAAGUUGAAAGGAACUGAAACUUUGGCUGGUGCCGCUACUGACUUGAGUGAAUGUAUUAGAAACAUGGCUCAAUGGGCAGAUGUUUCGUUGGCACAGGUAAUUGCCUCGGCCACAAACAUACCUGCGAGAGCAAUCGGUGUAGAGAGUCAGAAGGGCUUCUUGAACAUAGGCUGUGAUGCCGACUUAGUGAUCUUGGACAAUAAGGGUCACAUAAAGGAUGUAUACAAGCUUGGUCAGAAGGUGAGUGCAAGAGGGUCCAACGACAAGAUAUUUGCGCAGUUGUAG